GCGGCGAUUCAAGCUCAAGCAACGAACAAAUGACUCGUUGACUACGACCUCAGCUGGAAUCCCGAAGAGUCGAGUUCGCUCUACAUAAUUGCUGACCGCGUUCGGCGUGUCAGCGGUGCCAGAACUACGAUUUCCGUGCCAUCAGAUGCCCUUUUUCCCUCUGAAGACGCUCCGCGCGAAGAUGUCCUCCGUGAAGGACGCGAACGGCGAGGAAACGCCGAUCGACUGGAACGAUCCGUACCAGCGGGUGAAAUUCUUCUACGAGUACAACUCGCCGGAGGCGGACAAGUGCAUCGACUCGCUCUGGCGCCCGCACCUGAAGCUCGUCAGCGUGACCGUCGACGCCAAGGACCCGACGCUGUGCAAGACCGUGUUCGCCUUCACCGUGCCGCCCAUCCUGUCCAACGCGGGCGGCAACUUGCACGGCGGCGCCGUGGCGGUCAUCUUCGACGUGUGCACGAGCAUGACGGUCGCCGCCGCCGCCCGCGACGGCUUCUGGGACUCCGGACACGUGAGCAGGAGUCUGAACUGCCAGUACCUGCGGCCGGUGCCGACGGGCGGCAAGGUCCUGAUCGAGAGCGAGGUCGUGGCCAUGGGGAAGAUGCUGGGCCAGGUCCGAGCGGAGAUGAGGCGGGAAGAGGACGGGAAGGUGUGCUACACGUGCGUGCACGACAAGGUGCAGCUUGGGAACAGGGAGAAACUGUAACGGGGGCCAAGGAGGACAAGAGCUCGUUUUGUAUGCGUGCGAGCGCGAAGCGUGCGGCCGUCUCUCUGUCGAUAGCCGCCCGUUUCACGUUGGAGCGGCAAAGGUUAGAACCUGAAUAGCGUCGGUGAAGUAGACGAAUGAAUUCUAGAGAACGUCUCGCGCGCGCGCGCGCCUUGCGCCGCAGAUGUACUGUUAAACGGCUGCGGCGACCCAUUUUGGCUCACUAC
Molecule: messenger RNA, 933 nt
Organism: Verruconis gallopava
Lineage: Eukaryota; Fungi; Ascomycota; Dothideomycetes; Venturiales; Sympoventuriaceae
Exons: 2
Coding region: 146-706 (186 amino acids)
Molecular function (GO): fatty acyl-CoA hydrolase activity
Source: RefSeq, a predicted model, not a curated record